AUGCCCAACAGUCAGGGGCAGGAGAAGCUGCAGUGCUGCAACAUCCAGAGGGACACAGGCUGCCCACCCUUGCUGCAGGGGGAAGAUUCACAGUAUCUCAUCCGGGCAACCAGUUCCUGCAUCAGAAGCUGUGAUCAGGCACUUUUCUUCUACCAUUUGAGGAGGCAAUUAGCUUCUCUCGACAAGACGCUUCAUGCCCAGUUUAAUCUGAGCACUGGGCUUAUGGGGAUCAGCCAGGAGGAGGAAGCUCAGCAAAUGCAAGCUUUCUCGGCCCGCCCCCCAACUUGGACACGUCUUUGCAAAAAGUACCGGGCAAACCCCGAAGAGGGGGCGAGGGGCCGAGCAGGGAGCGUGACUGCCGUCGCUGCCGCCAACCCAAUCAACCAUCCCCGAGAGAAUCGCCUGGAUUUUCCCAGAGGUCGGACUUGGGCUGCCAAGGGAGGCGUGCCGCCCUCGGGAAGGGAGGGGAGAGGAAGCAGGCGCGGAAUCCGGGAAUGGCGCUGCUGCUGGUGGUUCAGCGAGGUGCGCAUCGGAGAGCGAGGCUCGCGGAGAGCCGCGCUUAGGAGCGCCCGCCUCAGCCGCCGGGGCAGGAGCAUGCCGGACCCUCUGCUGGUGGCGCUGGGCUGGGUGGUGGCGGCAGCGGCUUUCGCCUCGACGUGGCCCGUCCAGGUGGCAGGAGAACCGGAAGUAGCAAAAGGCUGUGCAAACGAAUGCCGUCAUCACUUAACCAAACCGAUUGCCCUGAUCAGACUGCACAAUUACACGAAAAGGACAUGUGGGACGAAGACUUCGGUGAUACUGAUCACUAAGAAGAAUCUGAAAUUCUGUGCAAGACCAGAGGAAGUCUGGGUCCAGGAGGUUAUGAGGCAGCUGGAUGCACAGAACACUCCUACAGAAGCGACAGCUGGGUUUGGCAAACACUUGGGAGGUACUGUCCCCAUAUCAGCUCACCCUGGGGGUCCACCUGACACCACUGUCACAUUUACCACAGCUACUUACGCUCCCAAACCAACAGUGAUGGUGACCGGAACGACCCUUCAUCCCCAAACCCUUGCAAGUGGCACUAUGGUUUCCCAAACCUCUGUUGGACCAAAGAGAUAUGAAGGAAGUCUCGCAACUGUUGGGAAAGGCCUGGAAGAGUUCCCUGGUUCAACUCGUGAUUUGGUGGCAUCUCCAUCCAGCUCCCCCAUAAGCAAUUUUAUUACUGCAGAUUCCACGGCAAAAGGCACGAGGCCGACCACAGCACCUGCUGCUCCCCCAGCUUCCUCCAAACAACCGACUCCAGUUCUGAGCAGCUCCAGCACAGGUACCGGACGGCAGUCAACUGUGGGGCUCCCAACUGCUGAAGCAAACAUGCACACUUCUACCAAUUCAGCAGGUACUUUGUCAACGCCAGGCUUUCACCAGGAGAACACAACUGGGAAAAGCAGAGCACAGCCAACCACAAGCACUCCCGAGGUCCCGUUUGCCUUCUCUCCCGGUGCUUUGGCUGGACCCCGAAGUCACACCAUCUUCAUGGCUUCCGUGGGGACUUUUCUAUGUCUCACCAUUGUUGCUGUUGUGUGGGCAUCCGCUAGGCCCAGCAUUUGCACCAGAACACCACCUGGGGAAGUGGUCCAAGGCUUGCUCUUCACUUCCUCUGAGUCUCAAUCUGAUGCCUUGGCCAUGGAUAUUCUUUAACUUGCCUGUGAAUUGUGUCUAAAAAUGCUUCUUUCACUCCAGGGGUUUAACCAAGGUCAUUGAAUAAAAUAGGGGGAGCAGGUAAGCCCCAUCCUACAUAUUCAGUCACAAGAUGCAGUGCACACACAUCAGAUGAAUGGCAGU
Messenger RNA from Lacerta agilis (Sand lizard), 1824 nucleotides. It is a transcript of the gene CX3CL1, whose product is annotated as C-X3-C motif chemokine ligand 1. Gene Ontology annotation, biological process: inflammatory response; positive regulation of GTPase activity; cellular response to interleukin-1. Gene Ontology annotation, cellular component: extracellular region. The coding region runs from base 1 to 1680 and encodes 559 amino acids. NCBI's taxonomy places the organism in Eukaryota, Metazoa, Chordata, Lepidosauria, Squamata, Lacertidae. The transcript has 6 exons. The record is from RefSeq and is a predicted model, not a curated record. Gene Ontology annotation, molecular function: chemokine activity; CCR chemokine receptor binding.